Molecule: messenger RNA, 1625 nt
Organism: Tilletiaria anomala UBC 951
Lineage: Eukaryota; Fungi; Basidiomycota; Exobasidiomycetes; Georgefischeriales; Tilletiariaceae
Exons: 2
Coding region: 168-1541 (457 amino acids)
Biological process (GO): protein monoubiquitination; protein import into peroxisome matrix
Cellular component (GO): peroxisomal membrane; peroxisomal importomer complex
Molecular function (GO): ubiquitin-protein transferase activity; zinc ion binding; protein binding
Source: RefSeq, a predicted model, not a curated record
GAGCUGGAUCAUCCAGCCACCAACAAGCAUGUUCAGCGGGAUGAUGGGGUGACAGUCGUCGCGCUCUCGCAAAUUCGGGCUCUGUAGAUUGUGGAAAAGACACGGCAGGUUGCGCGGCUUGCAAGCCUACCCUCUCUCAUCUGCCCAACGUACACUUUUUAGUCCAAAUGGAUAUCCUCCAGUCGGUAGACCCGACGUCUUCGUUGUCUUCCCUUUCCGACCCAUAUCGCCCUUCAUUCUUUGAGCUCUUCGCUCAGGAACAGCUGCGAGAUCUGCUUGCCCCAGCGCUGCGAUAUGUGCUCUCUGUGUUUACGCAGCGACAUCCCCGCUACUUGCUCCGCAUCGUCAACCGCUUCGAUGAGCUAUACGCGCUGGCGAUGUAUGCGGUGGAGAGGCACUACCUCAAAACCUGGGGUGAGCGAUCGACCACUGAAAAAACUGCCGCUUUUAGUCUAUUGAUUGCAGUGCACCCUUCCACAGGCUCAUCAUUUGCAGAAAAUUUCUACGGGCUGAGGCGAAGACGACGGCCUGGUGCAUCGACGGACCGAGCCAAAGCAGCAGCCACAACUCGACCAGGCCAAGCAUCUUACGAGGCACUACGGAAUCGAGAGAUCAGCUUAUCUCUGCUGUUCCUUGUAGGCCUGCCUUACAUCCAAUCAAAAGCAAAGGACCGCUGGGAGCGCAUGGGAGGCGGUGUAUCGGAAGAACAACUGUUCGACAAUGGCGAGGAACUCCAGGGACGGCGGGCUUUCCAAGAGAACGAGCAACGUACUAAAAGUCAGCUUGUGCGCCUGAAAGAGAAGAGCGAGGAUCUCUUCCAUAAAGGGUAUCCGUACGCCGCCAGCUUCUAUCAGCUUUGGCUGCUCAUCUACCAUAUGAGGUAUCUGUUUGGGAAAAGUCCAUACUGGCGCCCCUGGCUUCGAUGGAUGAGGGUCGACGUUCGUCGAGUGUCGCAAGAUGACUAUCCAAACUCGGUGCCGAUUCUGCCACCGGAUUUGCCACACCCUCUUCGCGAGCCUGUUCCCUUUUUCACUUCCCUCAUUCGAUCGUCUCCCUUCAUCUUUUUCGAGCUCCUCAAGUACGCUCUGCCCGCCUCCAUCUUCUUUUUCAAAUUCCUUGAGUGGUGGUACAGCUCUGACAACCCACGGCGGCGGCGAGGCGGAGGUGACGGCAAUGGCGGCGCUGCUCCCGCGCAAGGCGGUUUUGGUACCAAUGUGCCUCUCUUUGGGCCACCUUCCGUCCUCAUGCCCGAUAAAGAAGGUGUCCUCUUCCACAAGGAGGAGGGGUACCAACCACCACGUGUGCCGACCAAGAUGGCGCUGGCGGGCGGCAUGCACGGUCCGACCAAUGUGGCAAGUCUGCUGCACAACUCGUGUCCACUCUGUGGACGUACACCUGUCGCGAACCCUUGCAUGCUGCCGACGGGGUACGUCUUUUGCUACACGUGCGCCCAUGCGUAUGUCGAUGAGCACGGUCAGUGCCCCGUCACACGGCGUAAAGUCAUCGGCGGCAAAGACAGCAUACGAAGAGUACUGGGUUAAGGAUCGCUUGCCAGCCAAUAGAGCGCCAUCAAUCAUAUCUACUUAUUGCAUUUGGGUUGCAAUCAUAUCUGCUCGUUACAUCCA